CGAGAGGCCGGAGGGCGAAGGGGCGGGGCGGGGCAGGGCAGCGGUGGAAGCGAUGCGGUACAACGAACGGGAGCUGCUGUCGCUCUCCCGGCAACCGGCCGAAAAGGCGGCGGAGGUUCUCAUGCGCGCCCCCAAGAAAGGAAGUGCCUUGAAGAAGCGCCUGGUGAAAUUAGUGGUCAAUUUUCUCUUUUACUUCCGAACAGACGAGGCUGAGCCCAUUGGUGCUUUAUUGUUGGAACGCUGCAAGAUCAGCAAAGAAGAAGAAAAUGUCUUUUCCAUCAGCUUCCUCGAAGAGCCAGAGAGGAAAUACUACUUUGAAUGUGAUACAGAAGAGCAGUGCCAGGAAUGGAUUGAGGUGCUUCGCAAGGCCAGUUAUGAAUUCAUGAGGAGCAGCUUGAUCUUUUAUCGGAAUGAGAUCCAGAAGAUGACCGGGAAGGACCCCUUGGAGCAAUAUGGCAUCUCAGAGGAAGCCCGUUUCCAGCUGGGGGCACGGAAACUUUAAUCCACAUAAGGUGAACACAGGAACUCCACUGCUGAAAUGUCGACAGAGUAAAUUCUCUAUUUUUUUUACGAACUUUAAGGGAGAGGAAAGGGAAUGUUUCUCUUUUUUUUUAAAAAAAACAUACCCACACUGUCCACACUUGCUGUAUCUCUUCUGCUGCUUUGUGAUCUCAGUUUUGCUACUACCAAUAGCCACAUCUGCAAUGAAGAUUAUUGAUAAGGAGGAUCAGUUUUGUGGUUAAUUGAAUCAGUCCUGCCUCUCUCAUAUACAGGUGCGCAGAGCAAGUACAGUUGUAAAAAUAAAGGAAAUGGGGAAAGGGAGCUUCACAUUUGGAAGAAGGCCUCGAUUUUAAUUCUUUUUAAUCCCCUUUGGUAAGGCAGGGAGGUUUUAGUGACAAGAUGACAAAACGUGUCAUCAGCAGAGAUGAAUUUAAUAGGUAGCCCAGCUCUGCUGUGUCCACUCCCAAAUUUAUUGUCAGACUGGUCUUCCUACCAUCUCCUUGCAUUGGGUCUAAUUAAGCAUUUGACUCAGACUGGAAAAGAUCAGAUCUGUCUCUUCAGGAGCUGUUGCAAUCAGUCAUGAAGCUUACCAAGGCCAGCGAUUUCUCCCAGGUACAAAAUGGAUAGGCAGUCCUUAACUUAUUCUUGAUGCGAGGUACUUUUAAGUGGAAGGCUGGCUGGCAAAUGGACACAGCAAGCCCUCUGCCUCUUUGAAUACAGGGGUGUCGGUGUUAAUCAGUGAUCAAAAUAAGUAGGCUCAGGCUUGCUGAUCUGAAACAAUAGAUUCAAUAGACGUUCAGCCUUUGAUGUGGCAAACAGAUCAUUUGGCAGCCCUUACAGUCAUUAGUGAUUAUUUCCUGCAAGAAUAAAAGGGGAAGACUCUUUUCAUAAUCUUACAUGCUUGGUGUUUAGGUUGGGUGACUAGUGGUUCAUAGCAGCCGUGAAGAUGUACUCCUGAAGCGUCUGGUGUUUGUAAAAUUUCUCCCUGUAUCCACCACAUUCUUGGUGUUACACAGUCUUUCUGUUGUUUCCUCCAGUAUCUUUCUUGUCCAACUUUGGGAACUGGCAGCUGAAUGUAUUUUAAAACCUGCUGUGAAAUUUCCUCAGGCAUUUUGAAAGUUUUCUUAAUUUUUAUCAA
Pseudonaja textilis is the source of this 1639-nucleotide messenger RNA. RefSeq names its product pleckstrin homology domain containing J1 (gene PLEKHJ1). Gene Ontology annotation, biological process: retrograde transport, endosome to Golgi; endosome organization; receptor recycling. The record is from RefSeq and is a predicted model, not a curated record. Lineage: Eukaryota; Metazoa; Chordata; Lepidosauria; Squamata; Elapidae. Gene Ontology annotation, cellular component: early endosome; recycling endosome; trans-Golgi network.